Messenger RNA from Ostrinia furnacalis (Asian corn borer), 2762 nucleotides. RefSeq names its product mediator of RNA polymerase II transcription subunit 13. Lineage: Eukaryota; Metazoa; Arthropoda; Insecta; Lepidoptera; Crambidae. The coding region runs from base 43 to 2241 and encodes 732 amino acids. Gene Ontology annotation, cellular component: extracellular region. The transcript has 3 exons. The record is from RefSeq and is a predicted model, not a curated record. Gene Ontology annotation, molecular function: chitin binding.
GCGCGGCACCUGCAGUCCCUUCGCGGCGCACCAAGCGGCAGCAUGCUUCCCGUGUGGAUCGCUCUAGUGGUGCUCCCCAUCCUCGGGGGAGCCGAAAGAUUCAACUGUCGUGGCCGCAUACUUGGCGCGUACUACGCAGACGCGAAAGCAGCAUGCAAGGCGUUCCACGUAUGCGUACGAGUGGCAGGCGGCGGCGUGAGAGACUUCAGGUUCUAUUGUCCCCCGGGGACUCUGUUCCACCAGGAGGCCCAGACUUGCACCGACUGGGGUCUUUACGAAGACCCCCUCGCCUGCCCAGCUGAAAUCUACGACGGUCAGUUCGAUCUCUACAAGAUAGGAUCCGGUUAUGAUACGAAGAAGGUGUCGUCUCCUGGCAAUCGUGACGAAGAAUCUGACUUCGGUCUCCAACGUGCCGAGACUGGAGACCGUCGCUUGUCUCAAAACAAUGGAGCAUCUGACUUGAGGGCCGCGCACUCCUCGGACUUCUUCAGCGGGCAGCGCGACCGCGGCCGCGACGACCCGGCGCCCGCUCCUCAGCAGCGUCAACAGCAGCAGCAGCAGCAGCAGCAGCAGCACCAGCAGCAGCAGCAACAGCAGCAGCAGCAGCAGCAGCAACAGCAGCAGCAGCAGCCUCAACAGCAGUCUCCGCAGCAUGCACCCUCUCGACAAUCCUUCAGGAGACCGACGACUCCCAGAGCUGUCCCAACUACGACACAGUACACUAACCCGCCAACUCCUCCACCGGAACAGUCUAACCCACCUUUCUAUGAUAACUCCAAGCGAAAACUUGUACGAAAACGUCCAUUCUACCCCACUUACACGACUACAACAGAGCUAACCACCACAGUAAACACCCAGCCACCUUUUGUGCACCCUGAACAACAGGCAUUCCAAAACUUUAACCGACGUGUUCCACUAAAUAGGCAAGCUGACCCUGUUAACGUUCCUCAGCAAAAUCGACAAACUAUACAACCCGUUAAUGUACCGGCACAGAAUAAUAGACAAACAAUACCACCAGUCAAUGUACCGCCUCAGUUCAAAGAGUACAAAGAGGAGUACGUUGAAGUACCUCGAGUUACUCCAAAACCUAGUAAAUUAAUCCAAACUAAUCCAACCCCAUCUCCAUUUUCGCAAUCCACGCCAGCAGCCAAUUUCAAAAAGAGUCUGGUGGAGCUAUACAAUUAUGACGCACAAUCGACUCCCGGUCUCAACACACCAAAUGAUCGUCCUUUCAAGGUGCAUAACAGUUUUAAUGUUGCAGACAUCCCGAGGGAAAAUUACUUCCGGGCGAAAAACCCUAAAGCAAAUAGCCCAGCGCCCACAACCCUAGACUAUAAUUCUCCCGCACGUGUAACAACAAGCACCCCGGUUUUCAAGAACUACAAUAGCGUAUCAUACGAGCCCGAGAAAAAUAAUUUUAUAAGUUCAAAACAAAACUACUUCACUAAUCCAUCAACUCCACCAUCUACCACUACAUAUACAACUACCAAUCGGCCAGAUCCCUCGUUAAACCUAAACACAGUGGCAUACAACACUAAUAUCGGUUUCGACGCUCAGCAGACAAAUUAUGCAGAUAGCGAUGAAGACGACGGCCAGUACCGCCCACCACAAGGAGAAGACGAUGGUCAAUAUCGCCCUGAGCUAUAUGAACGUGAACGUGAGCUUUUGUCGGGAGCACACUCAUUGAACAUAGCUGCCAGUGGAAAUCGACUUCCAGAAGACCAGAAACCAAAGGGCAAAACUCAGCCACCAUUCAAACCCGUUUCACAAACAGCGGCACCCCGGCCGUUCAGGCCAGCCCCGACCCCAUCGUCUUCUCCAAGGGUUCCUGAAAAAACUUAUCCUACGACGAUCAGACCACAAACGCAAACACCGCCACAAUCACAGCGUACAUUUGAUUAUUACCAGACCUACACGACGACAUCGCGGCCUAGUGAAGCGUCAGCCGCUACGUUUAAUUUAGAUGGUGAAAAUUUCCCUGUAAGGCCAACGACGACCUAUGCCCCGAGGAAUCCUGAGCCUCGACAGCAAACGCGAGCCUCCACAGCGCCGCCCGCGCCGCCCACGCAGCCACCUGCGCCGCUGCGCCCCACUAGCAGUACACGACCUCCGUUCUUUGCGAAUCCCGCCAGUAACAAGGAGAAUGCGAGCUACGAUUACGCAUAUUACGACUCAGACCCAGGUUUCACGGAAUACGAUCAUAUAGGGGAAUUCGGCAAAACUAACAAGAAGACAAUAUAAAAUGCAAGUCUUUAACUUAAUUCACUGCCAUUAAAUUAGUCGCCUCUUUGGAUACGUUAGUUUAAUUUUUGUACAGUUUCAUCUUCUGAUCCGAUUGUGUUAAAUUAUUUAAUAAGAUAAAUUAAAAAAUUAAAUUGUUUUAGAGUUUCAGAAUGUUUCCACCAUUGUAAAUAUUAUCUCAUCACCAUCGCGUUAGACUGAUUACAAAUGCCAGUUCUAUAGUUAUCUAAAGAGGCUCUCCGUAGUUACCCUAAAUUAUUUGUGAUAUUAUUAUUGAUGUUUAUUGGAUUAAGUGGUUACCUUAUUGUAAAACCUUUAUACGUUGCUUAAAAGUUUUGGUUGACCACCGAUUAAAUUGUAAAAGUUAUUUGUUUCAAAUUGAUCAACCAGAACUUUGUCCAUGUAAGGUUAUGAAAAGAAUGUACGAGAAUUUGUACCUAAAUUCAGCUUAACUGCCAAGAGUGGUUUUACGAACAUUUUAGUUAUAUUGCCUAUCUAUGUACAAUAGAAUAAGUUAUGAC